Messenger RNA from Fonsecaea monophora, 1206 nucleotides. RefSeq lists its product as hypothetical. Gene Ontology annotation, biological process: regulation of DNA-templated transcription. Lineage: Eukaryota; Fungi; Ascomycota; Eurotiomycetes; Chaetothyriales; Herpotrichiellaceae. Gene Ontology annotation, molecular function: DNA-binding transcription factor activity. The coding region runs from base 1 to 1206 and encodes 401 amino acids. The transcript has a single exon. The record is from RefSeq and is a predicted model, not a curated record.
AUGUACGGCCUUCCCGGUGACCCGAACAGUACGAGAUUGAACCGCAACGCUACCGAGACCCGAGUUCACAACCUGUGGAACCAUCUGAUCGAGACCGCCUCUCAUGAGACGGGUACGAUGCUGCUCUGGGAUACUGGUGAAUAUGAAGUCUUACCUUAUGAGUCCUCGUCGGGGAAGGCCAGCGCUGCGGACGACACAACAGCCACCGAGGAUUCAGACCCGGACAGCGACAGCGACAGUGACUUGAUAUCACGAGGAAACGCAGAGUCAGAGCCAUCGAAACUGCACCGCGCGUUUCAGAAUCGCAAGAUCAAGCUCCGCCUGCACGGCACACGGCUACCGAGGAACUACACUCUGAGCCUGAGACUCACUCACGACAACAACCGGAUUACACAACCCGAGGCACCGGCCUUUAAGCGGCGGAAAAGGAAAAGUCAGAACUCGACCGCUUCAGCGCGCCGGAGAUUGAGGGCUGAGGAACUUGACACGACAGAUUCGGACCGAGCAAAAUCCCCAGUGGCGGCCGAGAUGACCUCAGGCUCAGAUUCCGACCUCGACCGCCAACACCGCCACCGUGCGGGACGGUCUCCCAUGCUACGUCGAAGUGUGUCCUCCCUCCUACGCACUGCAUCUCCACCACGUCCGAGACGCUCGGAGUCUGUCAUUCAAGUACCCGAGUCCACACCAACCAGGAUAUCCCGCCAGCCCACGAAAGCAGACCUGGAGCACGACUACGACGAAGACGAAGAAGAAGCCUGGAUCCGCCGCAACAACGCUUACCCCGGCGCAACCAACAGUAUCAACUCGAUCCACCAACGCAGGUGGUUUCUCUCCCUUGACCGCGCCGCGUGUGGCUUCCGCCCCACGAACCAGACCGCAUUCGGGCGGAAGAUAUGGGAGCGACCGCGCUUGUCCUCAUCUUUACCCGAAGCAGAACGACGUCCAUCGUCGACGGCAGCAGUAUCAUCGGCAUCAGAACCAGCGUCAAAGACGAGAACCCGAAACGACAGGUCCCCCAAUGUAAAGGAAGAAGAACAACAACGACAAAACCACGCAGAGACCCUGGGCGGCUUUCCCUCCUUUCACGUCUUGGGCAGAGAGGUCGAAGUCAGCGUGCUGACGGGACGCACCGCCGCCGAGGUGGCCGACGACGAAGGCCUCGUGGGAUAUAAGCCACGUGGAGGGUGGAGGGGGGUGGUUGAGUAA